This is a messenger RNA of Acromyrmex echinatior (Panamanian leafcutter ant), 873 nucleotides long. RefSeq lists its product as uncharacterized. Lineage: Eukaryota; Metazoa; Arthropoda; Insecta; Hymenoptera; Formicidae. The record is from RefSeq and is a predicted model, not a curated record.
GCAGAUGAUUGAUUGGGUAUCUUGAAGUGAAAAUUAUAAGCAAUUUUGAUAUUAUCAUGACUUGUUCUGCUUGAAUACGCUUGGCGCGGUCGCCAUAUUUGAACGGUGUGUGCCAUGCAAUCUGAAGUGUGUUCGGUGAACAACAGGGAUAAAAUCAUACUCGGAUUGACUGAGAGUCGAGUUUUAGAACGCACUUCUGGGAAGCUGAGUGGAGGAGGAGGGCCGGGGAGGCAUCAGGUGCUGGCGGAGCAAUCUUGGAUUAACGUCGCUACAACUCCGCCGCUGCGCAUCAUAUCGAAAUCUAUUACCGCAGCUGAUUUUAUACCUGGUCUUGAGAUCCAUCACAGAUGGGCCGAACUGCGAGAAGUCAUUAUCCCGGCGAUGAAUCAUAGCGCUAAUAAAUCUCAUUGUCAGCAAAGCUGGUCUUCUAGUACCUGCGGUCGAACGUCGAUAUCCGAUUCUCCUCCCAGACACUCCAUACGCGAACUUAAGAAAAUCUGUGGCUUCGCGGAACUACGAACACAAAGAUCUGCGGCUUUGCGAGAGUACGAGAGUACGAGAGUAACCGAGGAUCCGUGGGAUCGAAGAUCUAACAACCGCGAAUUCACGGCGUUGUGGAGAACCGUGAAAUCGGAGAGCCCCGAAACCGAGCGAGCGCGUUUGUCCAUCCUUGAAGAAUACCGGCCACGUCCUCUAUCCUUCCAAAGGAUACUGAAUAAUGGAGGAGCGAGUGAGGAGGUCGGAAAGCAGGAGGAGGAGGAGGAGGAGGAUAUCUCACGAGUUCUCGAGAGGGACCGGCGCGGUUCGAAACGGCGCACGGCGGGGCCCCGAAAACGCCGUGCCGGGCAGAACGCAGAACGUAGUGGAUGCUAA